CUGAGUUCUGCUCCGGGUUCUCGCGAACCCGCGCGCCCGCAGCCAGAGUAAGGGGACUCGGGAGCUGGCGCCGCGGAGCUCCGGAAAUUGGGCGGGGACGCGGUCAGGCUGGAGCUGCUGGGCCUUGUGAUUCAGCCGCACGCCCAGAUUUCAGGGUUUUUGUCCCCGGCACCGGGCGCAUAACUUCCUCAUUCCCACCAGGACCCCUGCUUCCAGCCAGCCCGGCCUGGCUUUGAGCUCCGCUGUCCCCCGCGGUCUCUCUACCACGCGGGGCAUCUUCCGUCGGAUUCUGCCUUACCCAGUUCGAGGCCAUCCUAAGCCUGGAUGACGGCAACCCAGGAGAACCCUUUCCCCUAUGGGGACUACCUGAACUCCAGCCAGUUGCACAUGGAGCCUGAUGAGGUUGACACUCUGAGAGAAGGAGAGGACCCAGCUGACCGAAUGCAUCCCUUUCUGGCCAUCUACAACCUUCAGCCUCUCAAAGUGCACCCCUUGGUGUUCGCCCCUGGGGUCCCUGUCAUAGCCCAGGUGGUGGGCACUGAAAGAUACACCAGUGGUUCCAAGGUGGGAACCUGUACUCUAUAUUCUGUCCGCUUGAGUCAUGGUGACUUUACAUGGACAACCAAAAAGAAAUUCCGUCACUUCCAAGAGCUCCAUCGGGACCUCCAGAGACAUAAAGUCUUGAUGAGUCUGCUCCCUCUGGCUCGCUUUGCUGUAGCCUAUUCACCUGCCAGAGAGGCAGCCAAUGAAGAAAUUCCCUCCCUACCCCGAGGAGGUCCUGAGGGCUCCACCAGACAUGCAGCCAGCAAACAGAAAUACCUGGAGAAUUACCUCAACCGCCUCCUGACUAUGUCUUUCUACCGUAACUACCAUGCCAUGACAGAGUUCCUGGAAGUCAGUCAACUUUCCUUUAUCCCAGACCUCGGUUCCAAAGGACUGGAAGGGGUCAUCCGGAAGCGCUCAGGUGGGCACCAUGUUCCUGGCCUCACCUGCUGUGGUCGAGACCAAGUUUGUUAUCGCUGGUCCAAGAGGUGGCUGGUGGUGAAGGACUCCUUCCUGCUCUACAUGCGCCUGGAGACCGGCACCAUCUCAUUUGUUCAGCUUUUUGACCCUGGCUUUGAGGUGCAGGUUGGGAAAAGGAGCACAGAAGCGCGGUAUGGAGUGCGGAUUGACACCUCCCACCGGUCCCUGAUUCUCAAGUGUAGCAGCUACCGGCAGGCACGAUGGUGGGGCCAGGAGAUCACUGAGCUGGCACAGGGUCCAGGCAAAGACUUUCUACAGCUGCACCGGCACGACAGCUAUGCCCCAACCCGGCCUGGCACCUUGGCCCGGUGGUUUGUGAAUGGGGCAGGUUACUUUGCUGCUGUGGCAGAUGCCAUCCUGCGAGCUCAAGAGGAGAUUUUCAUCACAGACUGGUGGUUGAGUCCUGAGAUUUACCUGAAGCGUCCAGCCCAUUCAGAUGACUGGAGACUGGACAUUAUGCUCAAGAGGAAGGCAGAAGAGGGUGUCCGUGUAUCCAUACUUCUGUUUAAGGAAGUGGAAUUGGCCUUGGGGAUCAACAGUGGCUACAGCAAGAGGACUCUGAUGUUGCUGCACCCCAACAUAAAGGUGAUGCGCCACCCAGAUCAUGUGACACUGUGGGCCCAUCAUGAGAAGCUUCUGGUGGUAGAUCAAGUAGUGGCCUUCUUGGGGGGGCUGGACCUCGCCUAUGGCCGCUGGGAUGAUUCACAGUACCGACUGACUGACCUUGGGGACUCCGAGUCAGCUGAUUCACAGACUCCCACACCAGGCACAGACUGUGCAAACACCCCUGAUCUCUCUCAUAACCAGUGCUUCUGGCUGGGCAAGGACUAUAGCAAUCUCAUCACCAAGGACUGGGUGCAGUUGGACCGGCCCUUUGAAGAUUUCAUUGACAGGGAGACUACACCUCGGAUGCCAUGGCGAGAUGUUGCAGUGGUUGUCCAUGGUCCAGCUGCCCGGGACCUUGCCCGGCACUUCAUCCAGCGCUGGAACUUCACCAAAACCAUCAAGGCCAAGUACAAGAUACCCAUGUACCCCUAUCUGCUUCCCAAGUCCACCAGCACUGCACACCAUCUCCCCUUCACACUCCCAGGCGGGCAGUGCACCACUGUGCAGGUCUUGCGGUCUGUGGACCGAUGGUCAGCAGGGACUUUGGAGAACUCCAUCCUCAAUGCCUAUCUGCAUACCAUCAGAGAGAGCCAACACUUUCUGUACAUUGAGAACCAAUUCUUCAUCAGCUGCUCAGAUGGGCGCACAGUUCUGAACAAGGUGGGCGAUGAGAUUGUGGACAGAAUCCUGAAGGCCCACAAACUGGGGCAAUGUUUCCGGGUCUACAUGCUUUUGCCUUUGCUCCCUGGCUUUGAGGGUGACAUCACCACAGGAGGUGGUAACUCUAUCCAGGCCAUUCUGCACUUCACUUACAGGACCCUGUGUCGUGGGGAGUAUUCAAUCCUGCAUCGUCUCAAAGCAGCCAUGGGAACAGCAUGGAAGGAUUACAUGUCCAUUUGUGGGCUUCGCACACAUGGAGAGCUGGGCGGGCACCCGGUCUCAGAGCUCAUCUAUAUCCACAGCAAGAUGCUCAUUGCAGAUGACCGGACAGUCAUCAUUGGUUCUGCUAACAUCAAUGACAGGAGUUUGCUGGGGAAGCGGGACAGUGAGCUAGCCAUACUGAUUGAGGACACCGAAAUGGAGCCAUCCCUCAUGGACGGGGUGGAGUACCAGGCCGGCAGGUUUGCCUUGAGUUUGCGGAAACACUGCUUUAGUGUGAUUCUUGGGGCAAAUGCCCGGCCAGACUUGGAUCUCCGAGACCCUGUCUGUGAUGACUUCUUCCAGCUGUGGCAAGAAACAGCAGAGAACAAUGCCAACCUCUAUGAACAGAUCUUCCGCUGCCUACCAUCUAAUGCCACACGUUCCCUGCGGACUCUCCGGGAAUACGUGGCUGUGGAGCCCCUGGCCAUGGUCAGCCCUUCAUUGGCUCAGUCUGAGCUCACUCAGAUCCAGGGACACCUGGUUCACUUCCCUCUCAGGUUUCUGGAGGAUGAGUCUUUGCUGCCCCCACUGGGGAGCAAAGAGGGCAUGAUACCUUUAGAAGUGUGGACAUAGCCUAGGCCCAGACCAGCAGAGGUCACCAGCUGCUGGGUUCCACUGUACCUGGAUAUCUGCCUCGGACCCUGAGUUCUGGGGCAGUGCCUUUUAAUCUCUGGGGAGGACAUCCCUGAGGGGUCCUAGAGAAUCAUAGAGGCCACUAACUUGAGAAAUAGCCAAAGGGGGCACUCCUAAGCUUAGCCUGGGGAAGUAGGAGAGGGUUCAAGUGAGGUCUGCCCUCCUGCUGCCUAGUUAACUCCCACCAGGCGGCCCAGAGUCAAGCCUUUUAUUCUGGGAGAAGGGGGUUCUGUCUUGGGCCUUCCUCAUCUCACUCUUCCUCCUGCCUUAGAACCCCCUCCAUACCCCAGGGCCUCUCCUAGCCCAUUGGUGCCAAUAUGGAGGGAAGGAUAGAGCCUCUUUUGGCCGCAGUCCCUGCCAACAGCCUCGGGGAGGACGCACUAACAGCCUCCACCAACCUGCUGACAGACACUAACUUUGUACCAGUUCAUUAAGCAUUUCAUAAAUAAAAGUGUAGAAAAGACC
Molecule: messenger RNA, 3648 nt
Organism: Nannospalax galili (Upper Galilee mountains blind mole rat)
Lineage: Eukaryota; Metazoa; Chordata; Mammalia; Rodentia; Spalacidae
Gene: Pld2
Product: phospholipase D2
Exons: 25
Coding region: 325-3123 (932 amino acids)
Biological process (GO): intracellular signal transduction; cell motility; phosphatidic acid biosynthetic process
Molecular function (GO): D-type glycerophospholipase activity; phosphatidylinositol binding
Source: RefSeq, a predicted model, not a curated record